AUGCCUAAAUCAGUGGCCUCCCUAAUCUCAAACUAUGCUUCCCCCUUAAUCUCAGGCUAUGCUUCCAUCACAGCAUUAGGGAUGUUGAUCCGUGCAGUUCUCAAAGAACUUAAAGACCUCAUUCCCGACUGGGUUAGAUCAUACAUAUACUCGAAACUCCGGAACUACUUCAAACCUCCUCCUCCAAAUAAUCAGCUAACUCUUGUCAUAAAAAAGAAAACUGAUAUGGCGCUCAACGAGGUCUAUGGCAAGGUAGAGGUCUACCUUGGAGCAAAGAUCAGUCCCUCUGAUACCCGUCUUUUACUGAGCAAAACAAACCGGCAGAAGACCAUGAGCCUUGCCAUUGAAAAGGGAGGCCAAGUUAUCAGGGACACCUUUCAUGGCAUUGAGCUCCAGUGGCGCUACAUAGCCAUAAAGUCCUCCAAAACCAACAAUAGUCCUGCUGCUAAAGAAGAAGUUAGCUAUAGGUUUGAGUUAACAUUCAAUAAGGAACACAAAGCCAAAGUGAUGCAGUCCUACAUCCCAUAUGUGUUCGCUCAGGCUGAUUCCAUUUGCCAAGGGGAAAGGGUUCUGAAGCUUUAUAGCACUGGAAGGGAUCACUAUGGGGGUUCUAAGAGUUGCAUAGAUCUCGUGCACCCUGCUACCUUUGAUACAGUGGCAAUGGAUCCAGAACUUAAGAAAAUGAUUAUAGAUGACUUGGAUAGGUUUGUGGAGAGGAGAGAAUUAUAUAAGAAGGUUGGGAAGGCAUGGAAAAGAGGAUAUUUGUUAUAUGGUCCACCUGGAACUGGAAAAUCUAGCUUAAUUGCGGCCAUGGCUAAUUAUCUCAAGUUUGAUAUAUACGACUUGGAGCUUUCUAGUAUUUGCAGCAACUCUGACUUGAGAAGGGUGUUGCUGUCUACUACUAAUCGUUCUAUUGUGGUCAUUGAAGAUAUUGAUUGCACUGUGGAGAUUAAAAAUCGGGAAUCAGUUGGAAGACCUGGUACUGCUGCAAGCAAGUUCACUCUCUCGGGGCUGCUCAACUUCAUAGAUGGUUUGUGGUCAUGCUGCGGCGAUGAGAGAAUAAUUAUCUUCACCACCAACCACAAGGACAAACUAGACCCUGCAUUGUUGCGUCCAGGUCGAAUGGACGUGUACAUUCACUUGUCAUAUUGCACGCCAAGUGGAUUUAGAACCUUAGCAUCAAAUUACCUUGGAAAUCAUGAAAGCAAUCCUCAUCACCUCUUUGAGGAAAUUGAAAGCUUAAUAGAGAGCACAAAGGUCACCCCUGCAGCAGUAGCUGAGGCACUUAUGAAGAGUGAUGAUGCAGAUGUUGUUCUUGAAGGGCUUGUCAAAUUCCUCAAAGAAAAGAAGGCCGCAGAUGAUAAAAAAAACUUAAGAAAGGCCAAAAAAGCUGAAGACGAAGUGAUUAAAGCAGAAGAGGAUGAAGGGACUAACGAAGGUUCCCUGCCUCCCUCAAACAAGGAUGUGAGCACAAACUGCUAG
Fragaria vesca subsp. vesca is the source of this 1482-nucleotide messenger RNA. Its product is annotated as cell division cycle protein 48 homolog MJ1156-like. The transcript is spliced from 2 exons. The record is from RefSeq and is a predicted model, not a curated record. Gene Ontology annotation, molecular function: ATP hydrolysis activity; ATP binding. Bases 1 to 1482 code for a protein of 493 amino acids. NCBI's taxonomy places the organism in Eukaryota, Viridiplantae, Streptophyta, Magnoliopsida, Rosales, Rosaceae.